Mixia osmundae IAM 14324 is the source of this 1065-nucleotide messenger RNA. RefSeq lists its product as uncharacterized. The transcript has 3 exons. Lineage: Eukaryota; Fungi; Basidiomycota; Mixiomycetes; Mixiales; Mixiaceae. Gene Ontology annotation, cellular component: 90S preribosome. Bases 1 to 1065 code for a protein of 354 amino acids. The record is from RefSeq and is a predicted model, not a curated record.
AUGGGUCGUACCAACAAAGACCGCAACCAGAAGCUGUUCACACCAGCAAAGCUAGUCCCCCUACCACCUGUCAACCCUCCCGCGCUGUCAGAGCUUCCCAUCGAUCAGGAACAAUGCCGCAAAGCGCUCGACGCUCUUUUGGCUUUCCACGCUCGAAAACGUCAAUCUGGCGGGUCCAGUGACCUUCUCGAGACGGAAGAGAUACUCAGUCUCGUCAUAAGUCUCAAGAAGAUGACGCCGAGAGAUCGUCAUAUGCCCGUCAGGAUACCCCUUGCUGCCCCUCUCCUCGAUCCUCGCCAGUCGCCGGUAUGUCUGCUCGUGAAAGAUCCUCAGAGAGAGUACAAGGAUAUGCUGGAGGAGAAGAACAUCACCUUUAUCUCUCGUGUCGUCGGCGUCGAAAAGCUCAAAGGAAAAUUCAAACCCUUUGAGGCGAGGAGGCAGCUCAUGCGAGAGUACGAUCUCUUCUUGGCGGACGACCGCAUUGUGCCUAUGUUGCCGAAAUUGCUAGGCCGCAAUUGGCUAGAGGCAAAGAAGCAACCCAUCCCCGUCACGCUUUCGCGGACUCAGCUCAAGGCGGAGCUCGAAAGAGCGCUCUCCUCCACUUAUCUCUAUCUCAACCGGGGCAACUGCUUGAGUGUCAAAGUCGGUGGCAUACAGACACAUACGCCCGAUCAGCUCUUUGCCAACAUUCUCGCCAUCGUGCCCCAUCUCGCCGUCAGACUGCCCGAGGGAGGAUGGGAUAACAUCCAAGCUCUGCAUCUCAAGACGACGACGAGCGCCAGUCUGCCAAUCUGGACCAGCAGUCUGGCAGAUGACGAAACCUCGACGAGUAGAUUCGGCGGGGCAGCCUUGCCUGGGCCGCCCAAGCCACUCAAAGGCAAAGCGCUGGUCGCCGAAAAGGUCGCAGCGGCUGUAGCGAAACGAAGGGCAGAGGCGAAAGCGGCAACCGAUGCUGCUUCUCCCGUCGCGGCAGCAAAAGCAGCCAAGAAAGCGUCAAAGGCUAAAUCCAGCAUCUCUGCCAACGCGGGCGAGAUCAAGAAGACGGGCAAGCGCGUCAAGGCCUAA